AAAAAUUCAAAUGUUCUGAAAUAACUAAAAAUAAAUUAAAGAAAAAAGUCUAGAAAUUUCAAAAAUACAAAUAGAAAUAAAUUUAGCAAAAAAAAAAAGAAAAAUAGUGUUUAAAUAAAAGAUAUAAAAGUCAUACAAGCUCAAACGCAGUCUUCAACCUGUUUCCAAUUGUUUAUUUCAAAAGUUUUUAGAGAACUAGUGACGCUGUGGAGCUACAAAGGGAUAAAGCACUUGAAUUCCUGCGCAUUUUAACAUUUAUUUUAAUUUUCUUAAUAAUUUCCCUAUAUCUGUAUCGUUUUGCCUUUUAAAUUCUCGAGCAUCAUCCACCAUCCCCUUUUCCUUAAAAAAAAAACUUUCUUUCACUAUUACUGGAACUUUCUACGAGAUUUACUUGAAAAAGAAACUUUUGUGUGAAAUUUGUCAAAAAUUAAAGGUUUACUUUUAUUUUUUUAAAAAUGGCUAAAGUUCCUGCCGUUGGUAUUGAUCUUGGUACUACAUACUCAUGUGUGGGUGUCUUUCAACAUGGCAAAGUUGAGAUCAUUGCCAAUGAUCAAGGUAACCGUGUAACACCCUCAUAUGUGGCCUUCACCGAUACCGAACGUUUGAUUGGCGAUGCUGCUAAAAAUCAAGUUGCUAUGAAUCCCAAUAAUACGAUUUUUGAUGCUAAGCGAUUGAUUGGUCGUAAAUUUGAAGAUGCAACCGUACAAAGUGAUAUGAAGCAUUGGCCUUUUGAGGUUGUUAGUGAUGGCGGUAAACCCAAGAUACGGGUGGAGUAUAAGGGUGAGAAGAAAACCUUCUUUCCCGAAGAGGUUUCAUCUAUGGUUUUGACGAAAAUGAAAGAAACUGCCGAGGCAUAUUUGGGUAGGAGUGUAACUGAUGCUGUGGUCACAGUACCCGCUUACUUUAAUGACUCCCAGCGGCAAGCUACCAAAGAUGCUGGAGCUAUAGCCGGUUUAAAUGUUUUGCGUAUAAUCAAUGAACCUACGGCAGCUGCCAUAGCUUAUGGUUUAGAUAAGAAGGGCACUAGCGAGAGAAAUGUGUUGAUUUUCGAUUUGGGCGGCGGCACAUUUGAUGUCUCCAUUUUGACCAUUGAAGAUGGUAUAUUUGAAGUUAAGUCCACGGCUGGUGAUACCCAUUUGGGUGGUGAAGAUUUUGACAAUCGUAUGGUCAAUCAUUUUGUGCAAGAGUUUCAACGCAAACAUAAAAAGGAUUUGGCCAGCAAUAAGAGGGCCUUGAGACGCUUGCGUACUGCCUGUGAGAGAGCUAAGCGUACACUCUCGGCUUCUUCGCAGGCUAGCAUUGAAAUAGAUUCAUUAUUUGAUGGUAUCGAUUUCUAUACCUCCAUUACUCGUGCCCGUUUUGAGGAGUUGAAUGGCGAUUUAUUUAGAGGCACUAUGGAACCAGUAGCUAAAGCUUUGCGUGAUGCCAAAAUGGAUAAGGGUCAAAUACAUGAUAUAGUUUUGGUGGGUGGUUCUACUCGCAUACCUAGAGUACAAAAACUUUUACAAGACUUUUUCAAUGGCAAAGAGUUGAACAAGUCCAUUAACCCCGAUGAGGCUGUAGCUUAUGGUGCCGCCGUGCAAGCUGCCAUUUUACAUGGUGACAAAUCGGAGGCGGUACAAGAUCUUUUACUUUUGGAUGUUACUCCGCUUUCGUUGGGUAUAGAGACCGCUGGCGGUGUUAUGACUGUGCUUAUCAAACGCAACACCACCAUACCUACCAAACAAACCCAAGUUUUUACCACCUAUUCCGAUAAUCAACCGGGUGUUUUGAUUCAAGUAUUUGAAGGUGAAAGAGCCAUGACUAAGGAUAACAAUAUAUUGGGUAAAUUUGAAUUAAGUGGCAUACCCCCAGCUCCCCGUGGAGUUCCACAAAUUGAGGUUACUUUCGAUAUCGAUGCAAAUGGUAUUUUAAAUGUCACCGCUGUAGAGAAAUCCACUGGCAAAGAGAAUAAAAUCACCAUUACCAAUGAUAAGGGACGUUUGGCCAAAGAAGAUAUCGAACGUAUGGUCAAUGAAGCUGAGGCUUACCGCAAUGAAGAUGAGAAGCAACGUGAACGUAUCAAUGCUAAAAAUGCUUUAGAAUCUUAUUGUUUCCAAAUGAAAUCUACCAUUGACGAUGACAAUAUUAAAGCUAAAGUAUCGGAAAGUGAUCGUAAAUUGAUCAUGGAUAAAUGUAAUGAAACUAUUUCCUGGUUGGAUGGAAAUCAACAAGCCGAAAAGGAGGAGUAUGAAUAUAAGCAAAAAGAAUUGCAAAAUAUUUGCAAUCCUAUUAUUACCAGACUCUAUCAGGGAGGUGCUGCACCACCACCAGGCGGUAUGCCAGGUGCUGGUGGCGCUGGUCCCUCUGGCGGUGGUCCAACAAUUGAGGAAGUUGAUUAAACGAAAUGAAUAGAAUUGAAUUUGUUAUUUUGAUGGUUGGUUAAAUAACUUAAAAUUUGAUUUUAUUGAAGUUAACGAAAAGCUUUGUUGAUAUUUUUAUUGAAAAUAUAUAUUUUUUUAAAUAAAAGUUAUAUGAAAUUA
Molecule: messenger RNA, 2522 nt
Organism: Lucilia cuprina (Australian sheep blowfly)
Lineage: Eukaryota; Metazoa; Arthropoda; Insecta; Diptera; Calliphoridae
Gene: Hsc70-1
Product: heat shock 70 kDa protein cognate 4
Exons: 3
Coding region: 456-2381 (641 amino acids)
Biological process (GO): cellular response to unfolded protein; vesicle-mediated transport; protein refolding
Cellular component (GO): cytoplasm; cytosol; nucleus
Molecular function (GO): ATP-dependent protein folding chaperone; ATP binding; misfolded protein binding
Source: RefSeq, a predicted model, not a curated record